Molecule: messenger RNA, 504 nt
Organism: Eimeria tenella
Lineage: Eukaryota; Apicomplexa; Conoidasida; Eucoccidiorida; Eimeriidae
Product: adenylyl cyclase associated protein, putative
Exons: 3
Coding region: 1-504 (167 amino acids)
Biological process (GO): regulation of adenylate cyclase activity; cytoskeleton organization
Cellular component (GO): cytoplasm
Molecular function (GO): actin binding; adenylate cyclase binding
Source: RefSeq, a predicted model, not a curated record
AUGAGCGGAUCUAGCGAGGGCCGCAUCGUGCUGGAGCGGGACACUUGGCUGGUUGAGAACUUCAAAAACCCCAAGGAAAUUCAAACACUCAAAGAUGGGCAAAUGAAACACAAAGUCCAGGUGCGGGACUGCGCAGGGCUGAGCCUGCAGGUGGAGGGGAAGCUGAACUCUUUGAUUGUGGACUCGUGCGCGGACUGCCGCAUUUGCGUGGCGAGUUUAAUUGCAACUGUGGAAAUAGUGAACAGCCAGAAGAUCAAGCUGCAGGUCACGGGCUGCGUGCCCGCAGUCUCGAUCGACAAGAGCCAGAAAGUGGACAUCUUCGUUUCCCACGAAAGCAGGGGCGUCGAAAUCACCAGCAGCAAGUCCACGGAGAUGAACUUGAACGUCCCCAAGGCCGGCGAAGACGGCGACUGGACUGAAAUCGUCAUUCCUGAACAGUUCCACCACAAGUUGAAUCCCGACGGAAAGCUCCACACCAGGGUCUCGGACUUGUACUCUUGCUAG